Seriola aureovittata is the source of this 1807-nucleotide messenger RNA. RefSeq names its product G-protein-signaling modulator 1. The coding region runs from base 245 to 1264 and encodes 339 amino acids. Gene Ontology annotation, molecular function: protein binding; GTPase regulator activity. The transcript has 5 exons. The record is from RefSeq and is a predicted model, not a curated record. Gene Ontology annotation, biological process: regulation of inflammatory response. NCBI's taxonomy places the organism in Eukaryota, Metazoa, Chordata, Actinopteri, Carangiformes, Carangidae.
GGUUGUGGUAAGAGGAACAGGAAGAGAGGAGCCGAGAGAGAGAGAAGGUGGAAAGGCAGACAGCAAGGGCGAGAGUUUGUCACGUCGGCAAGUGAAACCCUUCAUAGCAGUUUUUUUUUCUUCAUAAAGAUUUUGUCAAGACAAGUGUCAAACCAACAAUGCUGUGCUCUGUCUGUGGUGACUUCAGGAGAUGAUGCUUUGAAGGGACGAAUUUCAUAAGACAAAGGGUUUGACAGCGAGAUUAAUGGACUGCACAGAGAUCAAAGCUGAAAUGGCUGAAGAGGGGCUGCUGGAGCCUCUCGUGAUCACUGAAGAGGGAGACAUAACUGAGGCUGUUGUACAGAGCUUCAGCGGAGAGUCGGCUCUGAGAAAGGAAGAGGAGCACACGGGAGAGGACAAGAAUGAAAAUGAUAUAGUGAGUAAAAUGGGUUUAGAGGAGCAGCGCCUGGAAAAACAACACACCAGCACGGAGGACGACCGGAGAGAAGAGGUUGCUGUGGACAAAGAGGAUAAAAUGGAAGAUGAUAAACCGGUGGAAACUGAGAACAUGAACGAUGGACAGAACAGAGGGGAUAGUAAGAGUCAAGGGGAGACAGCGAUGAGGAUUAAUGAAAAUCCUGAGAAACCCAGUGACACACAAGAUGAAAAGGUUAUGGACAUAAAGAGGUUAAAUUCAUCUGAGCAACAACCUGAAGGGACGCAGAGCGAAGAGGAGGACUCAAAAAAGGCUCACCGGUUAACCCCUGACUUCCCAGAGUCACUGUACGAGCUGCUCUGCACUCUUCAGGAGGGGAGGCGGCUCAAUGAUCAGCGCUGCUCCUUCAGGCUGGAGAGCGGGAUGCGGAGGCGUCGGUGCCACUCUGAGCCCAAUGCAAGCAAACCGGCCAACAGAGUCGUUUUUUCCUCCAUGACUUCACUGCAGAGAGAGGAGUUUUUUGAGCUGGUGGCCACCGCUCAAGCCCGCCGGCUGGAUGACCAGAGGGCGCAGCUUGAAAGGUCACCACCGCCAAAACCAAAAGCCAGAAGUUUCAGAGGCAGCAUAAAGCAACUCUCUUUUGUGAAAAAGCCGACACCAGUUCCUGUGCCUAAAGAGGAUCUCUAUAAUAUGAUUCUCACGACACAAGCCCAGGGCAGGCUGGAGGACCAGCGCAGCAGGGCUCCUGGCCCCAUGGAUGAUGAGGACUUCUUCUCCCUGCUCCUGAGGGUCCAGGGGGGACGGAUGGAUGAGCAGAGGACUGAACUACCGUGCCUCCUGCAAACCUGAGAUGGAGAACAAAAAAAAAAAACUGUGGGGCUACUGUGGAAGCCAUUCCAGUAUUGCAGCCUUUUUAGUUUGAUUUCCUGCUAAAAGAGGGGUUGAGUUGACCCUGAUGAUGCUUUGUUUUAGGGAAUUAUUACCCCUCUUGAUGGUGUUGGUCACUGUUAAAGCUGUUGAGAUUGUAGCAAAAACGCUAAUGUUUGAGCUUUUAACAUGACUAUAGCAAUGUUCAUGAUGAGACUGAGAAGUUUACUUCUAGUUAGUUUGUAUUUUGAUUCAUCCUAGUAAAUAGGAUGAGCAGAUAUUCUUUCUUAUUGCCAAAUGUUGCAUUUUAGUGAAUGUCUGCAAUGAGUGGUCGACUGGUUUUGUGUGUGUUCCUGUUCUCAGUUUGGAGGAGGCGGGCCACCCAUCUCUGUUGUUCUCCUUUUUUGUACAGUUGACAUUAAACACACCAGGAAUGGUGUUGAGGAGAUAGAACCUCCAGGGCCACAGAGCACUUGACUGUAUAUGGAUUAUUCUCCUCGAAAAAUAAACAGAAUGUCUGUCUGA